Messenger RNA from Polypterus senegalus (gray bichir), 10954 nucleotides. Its product is annotated as receptor tyrosine-protein kinase erbB-4-like. The record is from RefSeq and is a predicted model, not a curated record. The transcript has 29 exons. Gene Ontology annotation, cellular component: basal plasma membrane; signaling receptor complex. Gene Ontology annotation, biological process: positive regulation of kinase activity; positive regulation of cell population proliferation; protein phosphorylation. Bases 333 to 4307 code for a protein of 1324 amino acids. NCBI's taxonomy places the organism in Eukaryota, Metazoa, Chordata, Cladistia, Polypteriformes, Polypteridae. Gene Ontology annotation, molecular function: ATP binding; transmembrane receptor protein tyrosine kinase activity; epidermal growth factor receptor binding.
AUCCCCUUUGGCGGGCGUGGCUAGAAUCGCGGGGAGGCGGGGCCCAAACUGCACGAGCAGUUGCUGCGUGCUGAACUCAGCAGAGAGUAAUGGAAUGAGCCUACCAGUACAAUGAGGACGAGCGACAGAUCGCAGCGUGGAAACUAAACUACAAAACUAUCUAAACUUAAGGAGCACUGUGUAAAGCAAGAGGGUAAAGCACACCUGGAGAAACAGCAAAAAUUACAAUAAGUCAAUAAAUCCAUAAACAAGAGGUUGACAUAUAUACGAUUUCCCUCUGGAGAAGGAUAUGUUGCUGGACAUGUGAAAAAAAAGGAAUUAACUUCCCCAAAAUGAAGUUAUCCACUCUGAGCUUUAUCGGCUUUGUGUUGAAUGCUGUGGCCAUAGAAUUGAGCACUUCACAAUCAGUAUGUGCCGGGACGGAGAACAAGUUGAGCACACUUUCUGACUUGGAGCAGCAGUACCGCAACCUGCGCAAGAAUUACGAGAAUUGUGAGGUGGUCAUGGGAAACCUGGAAAUUACCAACAUCGACCGUAAUAGGGACCUGUCCUUCUUAAGGUCCAUUCGAGAAGUGACCGGCUAUGUUCUGGUAGCUCUUAACCAGUUUGAAUACUUACCCCUGGAGAACUUGCGCAUCAUUCGUGGGACCAAACUUUACGAAGAUCGCUACUCUUUAUCCAUCUUCCUCAACUACCGGAAGGAAGGAAACUUUGGGCUACGAGAAUUGGGGCUGAAGAAUCUUACAGAAAUCCUGAAUGGAGGAGUGUACAUGGUCCAGAAUAAGUUCUUAUGCCACGCUGACACCAUUCACUGGCAAGACAUUGUGCGAAGUCCAAGAGCUGAGGUCCUCGUUCCAACAAAUGGAAGUGCAGGAUGUGGGAAAUGUCACAAGUCAUGUACCGGACGCUGCUGGGGCCCAAACGAAUUCCAGUGCCAGAUCUUAACAAAGACGGUGUGUGCAGAGCAGUGUGAUGGCCGAUGUUUCGGGCCCUACGUCAGUGACUGCUGCCAUCGAGAGUGUGCAGGAGGCUGCGCUGGACCCAAGGACACCGACUGCUUUGCCUGCACCAACUUCAAUGACAGUGGCGCGUGUGUCACGCAUUGCCCUUUGCCUUUUGUCUACAACCCCACCACGUUCCAGACCGAGCACAAUCCCAAGGCCAAGUACACCUAUGGGGCAUUCUGUGUCAAAAAGUGUCCACAUAAUUUUGUAGUGGAUAUGAGCUCUUGUGUUCGUGCCUGCCCAAGCAAUAAAAUGGAAGUGGAAGAGAAGGGCAUCAAGAUGUGUAAGCCCUGCACAGACAUCUGUCCUAAAGCAUGUGAUGGCAUCGGGACGGGCACCUUACAGUCUGUCCAAACUGUAGAUUCGAGCAACAUCGAUAAGUUUGUCAACUGCACAAAGAUCAACGGGAACCUCGUCUUUCUCAUCACUGGCAUUGAAGGGGAUGCCUAUCAUAAUAUUGAGGCCUUGGAUCCGGAAAAACUAAACAUGUUUCGGACUGUUCGUGAGAUUACAGGGUAUCUGAACAUCCAGUCCUGGCCGAAAAACAUGUCUGAUUUCAGUGUAUUCUCCAACCUGGCGACCAUAGGAGGCCGAGUUCUCUACAGCGGGAUCUCAUUGCUGAUUUUGAAACAACAGUGGAUUUCAUCUCUUCAUCUACAGUCCCUUCAGGAGAUCAGUGCAGGAAAUGUCUACCUGACAGACAACCACCUCCUCUGCUACUACCACACCAUCAACUGGACCAGCCUGUUUAGGACCAACUCCCAGAAGUCCAUCAUCCGCAACAACCGCGACCCCAGCAACUGCACUGCCGAGAAGAUGAUGUGCGACCCCUUGUGUUCCGACCAUGGCUGCUGGGGUCCUGGUCCAGACCAGUGUCUUUUUUGCCGAUACUUCAGCAGAGGGAAGACCUGCAUUGAGUCGUGUAAUCUUUACGAAGGGGAUUUCCGGGAAUUUGCCAACGGAUCAGUCUGCAUCGAGUGUGACUCGCAGUGUGAGAAGACUGAAGGGAACAUGCUGACCUGCCAUGGCCCGGGGCCAGACCACUGCACUAAGUGUGCUCACUUCAAGGAUGGUCCUAACUGUGUGGAGAAAUGCCCUGAUGGCCUACAAGGUGCCAACAGCUUCAUUUUCAAAUAUGCUGAAGCUAACAACGAGUGCCAUCCUUGUCACUUUAACUGCACACAGGGGUGCAUCGGCCCACGGAUACAGGACUGUGUGGGGAUGAUGGAUAGGUGUAGAGGACCUACUAGUGGUGACUGCAUUUUUUAUCCCUGGACGGGUCAUUCCAUUUUACCACAACAUGCUAGAACUCCUCUGAUUGCGGCCGGAGUGAUCGGUGUGCUCUUCGUGGUGGUGAUCGUGGCCCUGAGUGUUGCCGUUUACAUCCGUCGGAAGAGUAUCAAGAAGAAGAGAGCGCUGCGGAGGUUCUUGGAGACGGAGCUGGUGGAGCCCCUCACUCCUAGUGGCACGGCGCCCAACCAAGCACAGCUCCGCAUCCUGAAAGAAACGGAACUGAAGCGCAUCAAAAUACUUGGCUCAGGUGCCUUUGGGACAGUCUAUAAGGGGAUCUGGGUGCCCGAAGGUGAAUCGGUGAAGAUACCGGUGGCCAUCAAGAUCCUAAAUGAAACAACAGGACCAAAGGCCAACGUGGAGUUUAUGGAUGAGGCUCUGAUAAUGGCCAGCAUGGACCAUCCCCACCUGGUGCGCCUUCUGGGGGUCUGCCUCAGCCCCACAAUUCAACUGGUGACGCAGCUGAUGCCCCACGGCUGCCUGCUGGAGUACGUCCACGAGCACAAGGACAACAUCGGCUCCCAGCUGCUGCUUAACUGGUGUGUCCAGAUUGCCAAGGGUAUGAUGUACCUGGAGGAACGACGUCUGGUGCACCGUGACCUGGCUGCCCGUAACGUCCUGGUUAAAUCGCCAAAUCACAUCAAGAUCACCGACUUUGGUCUGGCCCGGCUGCUGGAUGCAGAAGAGAAAGAGUACAACGCAGACGGAGGCAAGAUGCCGAUUAAAUGGAUGGCACUGGAAUGCAUUCACUACCGGAAAUUCACACACCAAAGUGACGUCUGGAGUUAUGGUGUUACUAUCUGGGAGCUCAUGACAUUUGGUGGCAAACCCUAUGAUGGCAUUCCGACGCGGGAAAUCCCAGAUCUGCUGGAGAAAGGAGAACGGCUUCCUCAGCCCCCGAUUUGCACCAUUGACGUCUACAUGGUCAUGGUUAAAUGCUGGAUGAUCGAUGCCGACAGCAGACCGAAGUUCAAAGAACUGGCAGCUGAAUUUUGCAGGAUGGCCCGGGAUCCGCAGCGCUACCUGGUCAUACAGGGUGAUGACCGCAUGAAACUGCCAAGCCCCAAUGACAGCAAGUUCUUCCAGAGCCUCUUGGAUGAAGAAGGCCUCGAAGAUGUCAUGGAUGCCGAGGAGUACCUGGUACCUCAGGCCUUCAACAUUCCUCCUCCAGUCUACACCUCGAGGCCGAGAAUGGACUCAAAUCGGAGUCAAAAUGGACACAGCCCUCCACCCGCCUACACCCCAAUGUCUGGAAACCAGUUUGCAUACCGUGAAGGAGUAUUUCAUCCAGAAGACAUAAUCCCACCCCAGGCAAGGCCAGUACCACCAUGCACUGCCCCAGAGGUGCCUACCGUGCAAGGGGCUGCCCUGGAGAUGUUUGAAGAAACUCGCUGCAAUGGUACGCUGAGGAAACAGGUGCCACCUCGGCCAUCAGAAGACACUAAUGCCCAGAGGUACAGUGCGGACCCCACUGUAUUCCUGGCAGAGCGUGGACUCCGGGGCGAAAUGGACGAGGAUGGGUACAUGACACCCAUGCAUGACAAGCCAUCCACAGAUUAUCUGAAAACAGUAGAGGAAAACCCCUUUGUUACCCGCAAAAAGAAUGGAGAUGUUCAUGCACUGGAUAAUCCUGGGUACCAAAGCGCCCCUAAUGGACAAACCAAGGUAGAGGAUGAGUACAUCAAUGAGCCCCUGUACCUCAACACAUUCCACAAUAAGGUGGAGAAUAAAGAAUACCUGAAGAACAAUGGAGUUCCUGCCAACAGUAUUGGAGACCAUAAACCCAAGAAAACCUUCGACAAUCCCGAGUACUGGCACCACAGUCUUCCUCCGAAAGCAAAGCUUCACAAUCCGGAAUACCUACAGGAAUGCAGCACCAAGUUUUUCUACAAACAGAACGGCCGCAUCCGACCUGUGGUGGCAGAAAAUCCCGAGUACCUGACGGAGUUCUCGUUGAAACCCGGGACUUUACUCCCCCCUCCACCGUACAGGCAGAGAAACACGGUGGUGUAACGUCUGAGGUGCUACACUGCCCAGAGUUAGACUGCCGUGUCUGUUGUUGUUUCCCUGCACAAUAUCCGAGAUUAAACUUGUUUCCUCCAAACUGGAACAAAAUAAGUCAUUCAGAAGAGCGAGUGGAAGAUUCGACCGUUAAAAUGAAACUAAACUGGACAGGAAUCCUUACCAUGCAGAAAUUGCAAGGAACUGUGAGGUCUUGCCAAUUUCUUUUAAUUUUUUUCUUUUGUAUGAUAAAACGUGUUGAUUAAGUAUUACUCAUUAUUAUGAAGAAUGAUUUUCAAAGUGGGGGUCCUCCUUCUCAGAAUGCAAUAGAAUCGACGAAGUUGUAACUGCGAAACAUCUCCCGCUCUCUUCUUUCCUUGUCUUUAUUUGUCAAGGCACAAUUCAGAGCAAUAUUGAGGUAACUGGGAAUGCUCUACCACGUACGUGAUGGAGGCCUGGAAUUUUUUUGUUUUGAAAAAGUCGGUCCGGAUUGAACUACUUCCAGUGCUGAAUGAAUGAAUCAAAUGAAGGAAACUCAGGCAAGAAGCGCUCUGUAGUUUUAGGCUGGAGCCAUACUUUUGAGUUAUGAAGGACUAAACUUUUCUUUUGACCUUGUCACCCUCCCUCCCUCCUACUUCCAGACCCCAUUCCCCUUCUCCAUUCCCUUCCAACCUGUUCGGCUCACGACUCUCCCUCCUCAGUCCGCCGCUUCAGGUUUCACUGUGCGGAUUACUUUUUCUAUGGGAUAUACACUCUGAUAAGUACACGUUGCCCGCUGUAUUUCCGACGCGGCACAUGCAUCUCAGUGUUUCCUUUGUUUCCUUGGAUCUUUAUAUUCCGACUGUUACUUUUUUCUUGUCAUGGAGCGCUUUUACACGCCGAUUUGAAUUCACAUACUGUAAACGUAUUCUGACGUUGAUCUGUAGCAGAUUUAGAUUUGUUUGACACACGUUUAGCUGAAGUACAGUACAUGGUUCUUUUGACACGUCUUUUUAUUCUAAUCGAAGAAUUUCGUUUUCCUUUGGGUUGCUUUAUUAUGUUAACUAAUGAAGUGGAGAACACAUCACAUGCCAGGCCUGAGGCUUCAAGUGGUUUUGGGUGCCAACAUUUUUUUUUUUUUUUCUAUUCCAUUUCUUCUUCUAGCAAGAAACAAUGAAAGAGUAAGAAGACAAACCAUUCUGUUCCUUUAACAAUGCGUAAAAAAAAAAUGAGGGUUAGUGCUAGGAAUAAAGAUUUGGUUUUGAUGGGUCUGCCGUAAUGCAGAUCUGACACGUGAAACAGAAAACGAAGUAAUCCAAGAGUACCUCAGGGGAGAAAUCCACAUUAGGGCCCAGUUUAUGACAAGAUACUGUGAUUCCUGGAGUAUGUAAGGGUAAACCAGAAACUCUCCCCAACAUUAGGACUCGCUUUAUGACACAAAAGCAGUUUUUGUUCGCUUAUUGCUCGAAUCUGAAUUUGAUUAAUCAUUCAAGUCAAAGUUUUCUACACAGCCACCCAUUUUCUGGACCCGGUGUGUGGCAGGGAGCGUUGAGUGUAGACAGGACUCGGUCCAGAAUGGGAUGCCAGUCCAUCUCAGGGCACACUCAUGCACACACUCCCUCACAAUGGACCCGUUUACAUGCGCUAGUUCUUGUGGCCACUCGAGGUUGGACCUCCACGGGAUGACCAGGAAACUUCACGUGGAAGCCCCCUCAGCAGAGAAGUGAGAAACACAAAUGAAUGAGAAUCCAGUAAAAUAAAUGGGAUAUGAAACAUGUACAGUGAUUAUACAUUAGAAAAACACAGUAUUAUUUGUUAAUUAGUCAAUGCAUACUUAAUUAAUAUUUAAAAUGAAAUGUAUAGAGCAUUUAAGACACUGCGACUCAAACAGACGCAGCUCAAGGUUUGAAUCUUGACAACUGGAUAGCCAGAUAAGUAGAAACCUGCUGCUGUACUGGAUACGAGCGUGGAGCAGUGGAGACCCCUGCUGGCCUGGAGAGGUCGAGACAGCCAAUAGCACAGCAGCACGUUUGGGGGGCUGACGUUUUCUGUUUCAUUCUGGCAUCUUUUAUUGAAAUGUAUGCAUGGUUUUAGUAUUAUUUAUUAUACAUCUUUUCAUCCAGCCACCCAUUGCUUAGGGUGUACUUAGUGGAUCUCGUUAUGGAUUCGGGUAAAGGAAAAAAAUGAAGGAGUUAAAGGGACUCAGCCUGAAAAGGACAUCGGCCUCAAUGCAUCAAAGCAACCACACUGGGGAAUAUUUAGGACCCCCCAAUCAGUCUUAAAUAAGUGAAGGAUCGAGCGUUUGUUCUCUGCUCAGAAGAAUACAAGUGAUGUGAGACGGCAUCUUCCUAAAAGACAGCGAGAGAGACAGACUGUGUCACCAACCAGUAUAACGUAACGUCAUUUAAUACAAACAGAAAUGCGCUUAUCUUUGAAUGAACAGAGGACAGCUGGGCCUGGGCUUCUCUCUGUUUCUCCUCCCUUUGUAUUUUGCACUUAACACACAGAAUAUAAAAAUAGAAAAUACAAAGACUGCGGUGGGCCGGCGCCCACCUGGGAUUUGUUUCCUGCCUUGUGCCCUGUGUUGACUGGGACUGGCUCCAGAAGACCCCCGUGACCCUGUAGUUAGGAUAUAGCGUGUUGGAUAAUGGAUGGAUGGAAAAUACAAAGAGCGUUGACACACCUGAUGAAGUGGUGGGCUUCAAAUUGUUUUUGCAGAUUGCCCCCCUGACUCAGCCCUACUGGAGGCCAAAUACAGUGACAAAGUUUUCGUAUUUCAUCAAAUGUACUUUAGUAUUCAAAUAAAAAACUAUUUAUUUGUGCAGAAACUGGUCAGUGAAAUUCCAGCCACUGCCGUUUUUAUAAGGAAAUGGAGGCGUCUAAAACACAUUCAUUUUCUGCAGUGGCGUCGUUGGUUUUGGCUUCUGGGACUUUAGCCCUGGUUUCCAUCUAUUCACUGCAUGUGUGCCAAUAGCCCCUGAUCUUCUGUAGACUCGCCCUCGUUAUGCCCACUUACCAUUCUGCUAAUGGCUGUUGACAUCCUGAAAACUCCAAAGGGGGGCCAUGGAUGUCAACAAUGUGAAAACUCCCUGGGCUGACCCUCCUCAAGACUUCAUCAACAGCAUGAAAACUUCAAGGGAGACAAACCCCUCUGUCAAAACCACUGGGGCUAAGCCCCCCAAUAACUGCUGAAGCUAGUGACACCCCUGACUGGAUGCCCAUCACAAUUUCUCUUGGACUUUGCACAGAACUUACAGACGGGAUAUAAGAAUGGCAAGGCUGGAACUGAAGACCCCAAAAGAAACCCUAAUUUCACCUGCGGGAAAGAAUCUCUUAAAAUUGAACCGGGAAGCCCCAAGUCUGAACGCCAGCAGCUUUUUAGUUUGCUCGCCUCACUUUUCUGUCAUAUCAGAGUCCCAUGUUUGGUCACCCCGGAGAAAGGCAGGCACAGCGACCCUUAUCUUUAUUAUUAAAAACACCAGCUUCUGGUGGGAAGGAUUUUGACGGGACGUCAGGGAAAUAAUUCAUCGCAGCUUGUCAGGUGUGAUUUCUUUAUUUAUAAAUUAAAUAUACAAUUAUUUAAAGUAUCUGAUGCCAUUUUCUGAGUUGGCCAGUUGCGAUCCCCACCUAAUGUUGGGGGUAUUAAAACUUUUUUACACGUCCUUUUUUAUUGCCAGCCUUCUUUAAUCGUCUUUUACGACGCCCAUAUUUUAACUCCAGGUCUCACUGGACUUGAUAAAUAUUAACAUUAGUGAAGAAUGUGUUUAAGACAGGGUGUCCAUAAAGUCCGUGUGCAAUUUAAAAUAGUAAGUACAUGUGAUAGAAAGAAUCUGUCAAAAGGAUUACAAAGAAGAAACUCACAUUGUGUUCAUUUUCAACAUGUCCGCCAUCACGACUGAUACAAGGGGUAAUACGAUUCUGUAGUUCUCGGAAAACAUUUUCAAGCUGAUUUUCAGUAAUACCAGCAAUCACAUCAGUUCUCCUCGCUUGCAAGUCUUCUAAAGAUCGACGUUUGGUUGAAUUAACAUUCGUGUUCACAGGUCCUCAUAAAACAAAACCCAAUGGAGUCAAACCUGGCGAACGUGGAGGCCAAGAAGAUGGUCCACCUCUUCCAAUCCAUCUGUUAGGGAAUUCCUCACAUAGAAACUGUCUUAACAUGCAAAGCAAAGUGACAAGGGACGCCAUCUUUGUCGAAGCCCUGGAUUCUCCAUCAGUCCUAAUUGUUCAAGUCGAGGAAGAGAGUCAUUUUGCAGCGUUUCUUAAUAGCUGUCACCAAACAACACGCCUUCAAGCAACGAAUGGCCCGAGGACUCGAUUUCCCCAAGCACACCACACAUUGACUUUGGGAGAACCUCCUCAUGUUCAACAGACUGAUGUGGAUUUUAAGUUCCCCAAAUACGGCAAAAAUAAAACUAAAGACAUAAUAAACACCUAAAUACAUCAAGCUGUCUAAUACUUUUUACGAAUUCUUCUAUCACAUUUACUUACUAUUUUAAAUUGCACACGGACUUUAGGGACACCCUCUAUUAGCUUAUUCAUGUCUGUGAAGUGUUGCUUUCCAGGAACUCCUGGUAAUAAUUCUGUCACAGUUGGCACCUUGUGCCCUUAUGCUAGCUGGGAUUGGCGCCAGGACCCCAUUCAGGACUAAGCAGGUGACAGACUGACCGCCAAUAUUGUAGCUAGACGUUCGUAACUCUGUUACACAUGUAACGGUACGUAAUGCAGUCUCGUAAAAUAUUGUUUAGGGUGAUUGAAGACAGCAGUAGAAACUGAAGAGUGAGCCCAGGGAGCGUCUCAUCACACCAAAGAGCCACCGAGUUGAAGCGAAAACUGGCAGCACAGGACGGCCACAAGACAGAGUAAGAGCGACUCAGAAGAUUGAUUGUGAUAUCAAGGGAAGUCGGAAUUCAGUGAACCACAGCGAGGACUUGAGACGAGAUCGACAAACGUAAACAGAAUAUUUUAUGUAGGCGAAGCCAUAAUGGAAGAUGUACAUUAAAGUCAAAGAACAGGAAAGAGUUUGGAACCAGAAAUAUAUCUUAACAGUAAUAACGAUGCAAGGUUUGUUUUGAGUUGACUUUAUCCAGAAACUCAAACGUGUAGGACGCUGACCUUCAUACUGUUACAGUAAAGACGUCUCGUUGACCUGUCUACUGACAACAUGGCAACCCUGAAUGUCACAAGAAGAUGAAUUUCAAAAAAUGUUCUACUGUAAAUCAGAAAAACAAUCUGUCCGUUUAAUUUCUUGACAUCUAAAACAUCCAGAUCGAUAUCUUUGGUAUCUUUAGACAACAAGUAAAAGGCUAAACAAAACUAGAAAACAAAGUCCAGAUCAGGGUACCACCUCCAAGUUUCUUGCUGAGGACUAAGCUAUUAGAUAACCAAAUGAGCGAAAUAACGGACUCGAUGGUCUCCUCUUGUUUGUCAAAUUUCUUCUCUUUUCUAUUCUAUUUUGUUACAAUGUUGGCGAUCAAUUCCAUCCAUCCAUUCAUUUCUUUUCAGAACAUCCCUAAUUCCACUAUAGAAUCGCAGUUAUCCAGAUUUGCGGAAGGAGGUCACCGUGGAUUAGGGUUACCCUAACCCUAACCUCAUGUCAGACUCACUUACACACUCGCUCCCUCCCAAUCACGAGGCCUCGCUGAAUCUAAAAUGCGGACACAUAAGGCGAAUGUGUAAAACCAGGCCCAGAAAUCCAAGCCACGUUCCCAGAAGAUCUGACUGUCCGCUCUGUUCAUUUUCAGUUCAGUUUUCUUUUAGGACUUGUCCCGAUUGGUCGAUGGGACAGAUUGUUGUAGUUGUUGUUUUGAGAUUUUUUCAUCGACGCGCCUCCACAGAGUGACACACCACAGCUUUGUCUCUCAUCAUUUGUAUUCCUCAGUCGCAGUUGUUAGCAGCAUGUCGGCUCGGCAUCUCUGGGAAUUGUGCCAGUCUGGAAAAAUGAAAUGUAAAUGGAAUACAGAGAAUGUAUAUUCCCCAGCUGGUGUGUUUGACCUGUUUGGAAUAUUCAUUGUGUUUUUGUAACAUUGCAUUAUUGCCAAUUAUGAUGUUCUUUUAGGGUUGGAGCAAAGAAAUGUGCACUUCUGGGUAAGGAUGCUGCUUAAUCGUGGAAUUAUUUGACUUAGCCAGCGAUUACACAGAACAAAAAUGUCCGAAUCUGAACUGAAAGUAAACCGGACAAAUCGCUAUGGAGAAUACUGUGACUCAUACUGUACUUACCUUUUUUUAUACAAAGCUGAGGCAUUCUACCUAAACACAUCAUGGCAAUUAAAAAUGGAUUCUGUAAAAAAACAAAAAGAGUUUCACUGUCCAUGUUAUCCCCUUGAAGGCAAUUUCUAUAUGUAGCAUACAUUGUCGCUGAUGUGAUGUUGGUCAGUUUUUAAUUUAAACAAAUGAGCAGCUGCUGAGGAACAACUAAACCAAAAUAAUCUCGGGAGAUACGGUACAUAUCAGGGCAAUUGGGCUUUUUCUUUUUAUGGUGCAAUUAAAACAAGCAGAAGAUGAACAGCCAAUUGCCAAGAAAUCGAAGGGUCCCUUAUAUACACUGCACAGUCCGAGAGGAAAUCUGCAGGGUUAUUAAUAAAUGGAGGGUGCCUCUGGCAGUUGAUAGAAAAUGACAAGAAGCUAAAGGCUUCACACAUCAUCCAAAUUCCUAUCUUCAACAAGUAAAAGCAUCAAAUAAC